GCUCUUACCUUCGCUGCCAGAUCUCACCUGUCAGGUUGAAACUCCGGGAACGAUACAGAGCCAUGGAGUCUCCGGUGAAGGAUUCCCCCGUCAGACCGGGGUUUCACAGAUUGGAGGUCCAAAAAACAACGUGGGACAUCCCGGAGAGAUACACGACGCUGCGGUCGAUCGGCUCCGGAGCUUACGGGACAGUUUGCUCCGCCAUUGACCAGAAGACCAAGGACAAGGUGGCCAUCAAGAAGCUGUAUCGGCCUUUCCAGUCCCUCAUCCAUGCCAAACGGGCCUACAGGGAGCUCCGGCUGCUCCGCCACAUACAGCAUGAAAACGUGAUCUGCCUCCUCGACGUCUUCACACCUGACUCCACACUGGAGAAAUUCCAAACCUUUUAUAUGGUGAUGCCAUUUGUGGCCCAGGAUCUUGGUCACAUUAUGAAGAGGAAGCGCUUAACUGAUCGCAUCAUCACAUACCUUUUCUACCAGCUUUUAAGAGGACUCCAGUAUAUUCAUUCUGCAGGGAUCAUUCAUCGGGAUCUGAAGCCCGGUAACCUUGCUGUGAAUGAAAACUGUGAAUUAAAGAUCCUGGAUUUUGGUUUGGCAAGACAGACAGAGAGUGAAAUGACUGGUUAUGUUGUGACCCGCUGGUACAGAGCACCAGAGGUCAUAUUCAACUGGAUGCACUACAGUCAGACAGUGGAUGUCUGGUCAGCCGCCUGUAUCCUGGCAGAGAUGAUUACUGGCAAGGUGCUUUUCCCAGGACAUGACAGUAUUGAUCAGCUGAAAAAGAUCCUCCACCUGACAGGAACACCAGACUCGUCCCUGGUUCAGAAGAUGCAGAGCAAAGAUGCGCAGUCAUAUGUGCAAGGUCUCCCUCUGCAAAAAAAGAAAAACUUCAAGGAAGUGUUUCCAUCCAUGGAUGAAAAUGCUGUAGAUCUAAUGGAGGGGAUGCUGCUGCUGGAUCCAGAGACCAGGCUGACAGCUAAGCAGGGAUUGUCCCAUCCCUUCCUGGCUGAAUAUCAUGACCCAGAGUGUGAGCCGGACUCCGAGACGUACGACGACUCCUUCGAGAGCCUGGAGCUCGCUGUUGGCGAGUGGAAGAGUCUUAUCCACAUGGAGAUCAUGACCUUCGACCCCGACAACCCCAGUAAGACAGCCAUGUAGGACGCUGUGAUGUGCUGGCGCCUCCAAGUGUUUGGUUUUCAUACCCACAUGUUACAAAAGGUAAACACCACUGUCAAACUCAGAGAAACAAAUAAUAAUAAAAAAAGUUCAAAUGCAUUUUACGUAAGGGAAGCUUUACUUGUUACAGUGGCCUGUCGUGGACAGAGAGAGAACAGAGAGUGUGAGAGUUGAAGUUUAAGUUGAAGUCAAUGUGGAGGGGCAGUUGGAUUGUAUCUCAGACUUCAGCAAAAACACUGAACCACUUCAUUAUAAAAUGUUGUCUUGUCAUUUCAAUAAGGAAAAUUACAGUGGCAAAAUAAUCUUAACUUAACAUCCACUUUCUACCACUGAGACUUUUGACUACAUCUCAUGGUUUUCAUCAGCAGAACACUUCACCGCUCUGUGAAAUGUCACAUGUUCGUGAUAGACUUUAAGUUAAGGUUGAAGGCUAUUAAAAAAAUGUAUGUGUAUGUAUGUGUAUGUGUGUACUUGUAUAUACAAGUAUAUAGUAAAAAGAUAACCUUGGUUUAUGAUAAUAAAUACUUUUUUACGUUUUACCUUUCAUCUCACAUGGACAGUUGUGUUCGUUUCAUAAUAUGUAAAUGACAUUUAGUGCAAUGGCACUUUAGGACUCAUUUGUAAAGAUAUGGGCAUUUAUUGUUGAUCAUCAUUGCUUUUACUCAAGUGUUUUCAAAUAAAAAAAAACGUAAAAAAAUGGCAUGCUGUUAAUUUAAUGACAUUAGAAUCAUCAUACUGGAGUUGCAACACUGAUUAAUACUGAAACAUCUACACCUGUCUAAAACAGGGGCCCACUGGUGGGCGGUGGAGGUAGUGCAAGUGGGCCGACAAAUCAUUUGCAAACCUGUACAAUUUUGGUGAAAAAAAUUUAAUAUAUAUAUAUAUAUAUUAUAUAUGUAUGAAUGAAUAAUGAUAAUAAUAUAUAAUGUUUUUAAAUGUUUUAAAACAACCUGAUCUUUAGUAUUGAAAUUUUUUUUUUUUUUUUUAAACCAAACGUAUUUGUUUUGGGAUUUUUUUCUCAUACUAAUUUAAGGCCUAUCAUGGACAUAAGCCAUGAUAGGACCUUCUAUGUACAUUACAUCUAUGGCAAAAAAAGGAGUAUCAAAAUGGAUAGCUGGUUAGCAACAGGAAGAAUUAAAAAGCGUUCAGUCCUGAAUAUUCAAUCAUAAUCAUUAAAAUAAAAAGUGCUCUGAAAGGGCAAUAUUAGUUAGAGCUGAGUUAUUGAACAGGAAGGAAUCAACUGAGGAGGGCAGGCAAACAAAAAUCCAAACUAGUGAAAUGAUGAGACUGGGCUAAACGUGGCAGGUGACAAGGAUUUGGACCUGAAGCACGGGAAAACAGGGUUGAAUAAUGGCCAGAGGUGUUUUUGAAAAACAUUAUGAUGUCACUGUGAAGUUACCUUUAACCAUUUGGAUAUAAAAUGUCAUCACUUCAUUUUAUCUUUAUACACAUUUGGGUUAAAUUGUGUCAAAUUUGUGAGUUAUGGCCAAAAACGUGUUUUGUGAAAUCUCACUGUCUUUGAACUUUGACCACCAAAAUCUAAUCAGUUCAACCUUGAGUCCAAGGGAACGAUUUUG
Molecule: messenger RNA, 2752 nt
Organism: Seriola aureovittata
Lineage: Eukaryota; Metazoa; Chordata; Actinopteri; Carangiformes; Carangidae
Product: STKc_p38 domain-containing protein
Exons: 12
Coding region: 63-1157 (364 amino acids)
Biological process (GO): protein phosphorylation; intracellular signal transduction
Cellular component (GO): nucleus; cytoplasm
Molecular function (GO): MAP kinase activity; ATP binding
Source: RefSeq, a predicted model, not a curated record